CGCUCCCCCUGCCCCAUGAUCAAUGCACUCGCAAACCACCACAUCCUCCCGCACUCCGGCCACGGCAUCACCAAAGAAGCCGCCGUCGCCGCCCUCACGCAGUCCAUAAACCUCUCCCCCACCAUCGCCACCGUCUUCGCCUCCGUCGCUGUGACCGCCAACCCGGAUAAAUCCGCUCACUCUUUCGACCUUGACCACGUGAACAAGCACGGAUUAAUCGAACAUGACGUCUCAUUGUCCCGGAAUGACUUCUUGCUGGGGGAUAAUCAUUCCUUCAACAAAGAGAUUUGGGAAGAGGUUGUGAAGACGUAUGGGGAGGAGACGGAGACGAGCUUUGAGAGUGUGAGCAAAGCUAGGUACGAGAGGUUGCUGGCGGUUAAGAAAGCGCAUGAGGAGGCGGGGAAGGAUUUCCAGUAUGGAAUUAAGGAGUUUGUGCUCAGCUAUGGCGAAUCUGCUCUCUUUCUCGGCUUGCUGGGAGAUCCAAAAGAAGGGAAGAUCCCGGUGGAGUAUUUGAGGGUUUUAUUUGAGGAGGAGAGAGUUCCGUUCAAGGAGGGAUGGAGAAAGAGUGAGAGGCCAAUUACGCAGGGGGAUAUGAAUCAUAUGAUCUUCAAGCUGAUCGAGGGGAAUGAGCAUAAGGCUGCCGAGGCGGGAGAGGUGGGUUUGGGGACCGUUCAUGCGGUUACGAGUGCGGUCACCAGUCUUCUCCCAACGUAUUGCACUACUAUGUGA
Molecule: messenger RNA, 729 nt
Organism: Hyaloscypha bicolor E
Lineage: Eukaryota; Fungi; Ascomycota; Leotiomycetes; Helotiales; Hyaloscyphaceae
Product: Cloroperoxidase
Exons: 2
Molecular function (GO): peroxidase activity
Source: RefSeq, a predicted model, not a curated record